Caenorhabditis bovis is the source of this 2289-nucleotide messenger RNA. The record is from the annotation of a GenBank genome assembly. Lineage: Eukaryota; Metazoa; Nematoda; Chromadorea; Rhabditida; Rhabditidae.
AUGGCUGGAUUAAUAAUAGAGCAAUUCCUAUAUUCGAAUAUUGCCGAAUCGUAUGAAUCCCAAAUGAAAAUCCCGCAAAUGGCGAAUAAAUUAGUGAUUCCAAAAAGAAUGAUAUUUCAGAUAAUAUCAGUUCUCGACAUUUCCACUUCGGUUUAUGAGCAAUUAAGCGAGGCGACAAAAAGCGUUGAUGAUCUCUCUUGGUUUCACGGCGACGUUGAAGAAGAGAAUGAGGAGCACGCAAUUUGCGAGACGAAGAAGAAAACAAAGAAGCGAGGAAUUUUGAAAGUCGAAAUUGAGGAUGGCAUCAAUAAAUUGCAUGCAGUUGAAUAUGUUGAUGAAUUAUUUGAUAUAGAGGAAUUGAAUGUGGGAAUGAAAAUAAUGCUAACUGGGAAAGCUGUAUGUCGUAAGGGAAUCAUUUUGAUCAGUCAAUCGAAUUGUCAAAUUCUUGGAGGCGCCGUCGAAUCUCUAGAAUAUAAUGUCGUAGAUCGAUUGGCGGCAAUUUUAAAAAUUGACUUGAACGCCGAGACGAAGCGAAAAGAAUUGGCCAAGGUUCGUGUGAACGAGAUGAGGAAAAAGCGGGCGAUGAAAAAGGAUAAAUCGCAAUCAACAAUUUCGCCGUUUUUGGUGAAAAUGCCAAAAGUUGUUGAGGCGCCGCCGAAAAAGGUUAACCCGAAAAUUGUUGAAGAAUCGAAUAACAAUGAUGUCGUUUUUACCCCAAUUCCACCGCCGAAGAAUCCAAAUGAAGAAGUUCCAACAAAUCCAGAAGAUAUCGUUCAAAAUACGUCCAACGAAAAGCCAACAGAAGUAGAAGAAGAAGAGUAUUCACGAAUUCUCAAGAAUAUCCAUGUUCCUGUUAGAUCUCCUCCGUAUCAAAAAGAAGCUGCUCCUGAAAUAAAUCCGAGGCCAAAACCUGCUGAGAAAAUCGAUUCAUUUAAAAAGAAGCAGCUUCCACAAGCAUUAUUAGAAGACGAAAAUGGAUCGAAGACUUCUCGAAAAUCGCCACCAGAGAUUUUCGCGACUGCUGAAAAAUAUCAGCCAGGAAUGAUGAGCAAAAUUAAAAUUGAAGAGAAUGAUAGUAUUAUCCCUCCAGAAUUUUUGAGAGAGGAGGUCGGGGUGAUUAAAAGUCGAGGAAAAGAUGAAAUUGCCCAGCGGAAGUUGUUCAAGGCUCUUACGGAGGAUAUUCAUGGCCCGAGAGGGGUUCAUAGCAAAAAAGAUGCUGAAAUGCAAAAAAAGAAUUCUGAUGAUCAUUCGAUAACGGAGUUUUUCGAAAAAGUCAAGCACCUCAAAGAGCAUAAAAGAGUUGAGCCACCGCAAAAAGUGUUGCGAAUGGGAAUUGUGACGCCGGUUCCGCAGAAAAGUUGUUUUGAGACCCAAAAGGAACAACAAAAGGAAGAGAAAAUGGUCGAUGAUUCGUCGAUUUUGGAUUGCUCGAUGGAAAUCGAAGGACGAAAUAUGUGCGAGAGGCUCGGAAUUGGGGAAACACGAAAAAGACGGGCCGAUGAUGAGCCGGAGAUUCUGAAGGGAUGGAAUCCGAAUAUUCAGACAUAUAAGAUUAGCACUUUGCUUCCUGAAGGGCGUGUCGAGGAGAGAACAAUGGAGAUUGUUGGACCUUCUCGAGACGACAAAAUGCUCCAAGCAGAGCCUAGAAAGUCUAACCGACCUUACCCACCAAAUGCCACUCAGCCGUCUCGCCAAGGACUAGAAAGACCCUUCAAUCCUCCACAACGAAAAGCUCCGUCGAGUCAAGCUGCUUCAAAAAAAGCGCUGCCGAAGCAUGGAAACAAUGUUCAGAUUUAUCGGACUCCAUUGGCUCGAAGGAUUCCGAGCUCGGAAUCUUCGAGAAAAUUCUCUCUUGAGCUUCUCCAUAGACUGGAAAACCUUCAUGUGAUCCCUUUUAGAGACGCGUUGACUACCAGAAAAUUUUGGAUGAUGGCCAAAAUUGUGGUGAUUAUGCCGACGACUUGCCAAGCUCUACACGAACUCCAAUCCGAUGGAAUAUUAUGGGAGUUCCAAGUGCACGUCUCCGAUACGAGCGUCAAGAAUGUGAUCUGCGAUGUGUCCAGUGAGCUUCUCGAUAAAAUAUUCGGGUUCAGUGUGAAAGAAUGCAAGCAGUUGUUCGAAAACAAUCAAAUGGAUGCACUUCGAGCAAAGAAGAUUGAAGCUGAAAGGAAGCUUAAAGGCUUCAAACGAUUGGAUCUGAUCGCGUGGGUCGAGGUGAACCCGGACUUCAAUGUCAAACCGAUCAUCAUCGAUGUGAAAACGAUCUCUGAUGCAUUGAACAUCUUGUAA